Molecule: messenger RNA, 3882 nt
Organism: Tetrahymena thermophila SB210
Lineage: Eukaryota; Ciliophora; Oligohymenophorea; Hymenostomatida; Tetrahymenidae
Product: RNB-like protein
Exons: 2
Biological process (GO): mRNA catabolic process
Cellular component (GO): P-body; exosome (RNase complex)
Molecular function (GO): 3'-5'-RNA exonuclease activity; RNA binding
Source: RefSeq, a predicted model, not a curated record
AUGGAUGCAAAUAAUUAUUAAUAAAUAAAUAAUGUUGGAGAAAUACAAGAUGGUUAGUUUUUUGUAGAUGAAUAUGGAUAAAAAUUUUUGUAAAAAACUUUUGAUUAAUAAAAUAUCAAAAAAAGAAUAUUCUUACAUAAAAAUUACUCAGGAAGAGCUUUGCAUUAAAUGAAAGUUAAAUACAGACUUAUACAACUAUAAAACUAAUAAUCAACCAAUUUAAAAACCAAUUUAAAAGCUGUUAUUGAAUCUGUAGAAGAUACAUAUAGUGAAAUCAAACCUCUAAUCGGAUUCUUUUCUCACACUCCUAAAAGACCUAGUAUCGACUUUAAUCUUUAAUCAAAAUAGCUAGGAAAGACAAACUUAAAAAAGGUUUACUUUUUCCCUUUGUAAAUAAACUAUCCUACAAUGGUUUUAGAGUUGGAUUAGUCUUCUUAAACUUGUUAAAGUGGAGAUAUCUUUAAAUAUUAUUAUAUUGUGAAGGUUAUUGACUGGCCUGAAAGGCUUUCUAGAGAAGGUCCUUUAGUAGAAAUUAUAGAUAAAAAAGGAAUGUUAUAUGAUUAAGAAAGUGAUUGCUAGGCUUUAUUAGAGUCAUUAAACAUGAACAUUACUAUCUCAAGAGAAGAAAAAGAGGAGGUUGAUAAAAUAGUCAAGAAUCACUAAAUUUCAUUUUAAAAAAAUAAGAAUUCAAAAGAAUACGAAAGUCUAAAUGUUUUUACUAUAGAUUAACAAGGAGCUUAAGCCUUUGACGAUGCGUUUUCUUUUUAAAAAAUAAAUUCAUAAAUACUUGAAUAAGAAAUUAAAUUGGCUAAGCAACCAAAAAUAAUUUAAAUAGUUUAGAAUUAACCAAUUAAAGAGAAGGAUAAAAACAAAAAAGUUAAAAAUGGUAAAAAAGCUAAGAAGGGAGAUAUUUGUGUAAAAAAAACAAUUUAUUUAGAGUUUAAUCAUAAUCAAAGUGAAGCUAGAUAAAAAUAAUAAGAACCUAGCUAAAGCAUUGAAGAAUAAAAAGAUAUAGAUUAAACUAUCAAAUAAUAAUAAAUUAAAGAGCCAGAAGAAUAAAAGCAAUCAGAACCAGAAUAAGAAGAUACUGAAUGUAGUAGAAAAAUAUUUAAACUUGGUAUCCAUGUUGCUGAUUUAUCUUAAAGUAUUAAAAAGGAUACACCACUGUACAAGGCUUUGGAGAAAAGAGGAUAAAGUAUUUAUGUUCCACUAGGAAAAAAUAAAAGCUUUGUCAAGCAUAUGUUACACAGAAAGCUUAUUUAGAUCUUCUCUUUAAAGACUGGAGAAAAAAAGUAAGCUAAAAGUUUAUUUAUCUGUAUAGAAAAGGGCUAAAAUAACUAAUUCAUCUUUCAUUGGGAUUCUUUAAGACUUGAAAACUCCAUCAUUGAAAGUAAAUAAAACUAUUAUUAUGAAGAAUUCGAUUCCUACUUGAAAGAUAAUAAGUAAAAUAUAAGUGAUCUUUUUAAAGAUGAUCAUGAUGAAGAAGAAGUGAGAUCAGAUUAUGAUGACGAAGAUGAUGCAAUUGAUCCUCAUGAAACAGAAUCGAACACUAAAAAUAAGAGCUUAAUUUUAACUAACGAGGAAUUUCUAAGUUUCUUUAACCUCGGAGGUUAGCUAUUCUAAUAGAGAAUAUAGAAAGGUUAAAAGGCAUUCUAAGAAGAAGAUACAGAAAAAUGUAAAUUCUUAUCAUCAAAGUUGGUUGAAGAGUUAAUGGUUUUUUAUAAUCAAUCUAUUUCGAGAUAAGUUUUAGUAAGUUAAUAGAUCUUUUAAGGUUAGAAUGAUAUUGAAAAAAAAAUAUAAGUGCUCAAUAAAGAAGCAAAAUAGAUGAAAAAGUCAAUAAAAAGUAAUAAAAACUUAAUCGAAAAUAAAAUAAAGAGAGAAAAAAAAGUUAUUAAAACUAAUAAAAAGUCUAUUGACACUCUUCGUAAAAACAUUAAGCUUACUAUAGAGAAAAUAAAAAAUAGCCCUAAAAAUCUUAUGGACUAUGAAAAUUUAAUAUCUACAAAUUAAAAAAAGAUUGAAGAACUCAAUAAAUAAAUUGAAUAAAUCAGAAUCAUGGAAGAAAGCGAGUUUAUGCAAGAAUUUAAUAAAAAGAAAAAGAAAAGAGAUCAAAAAAAGGCAGUAAUUUAAUAAGAAAAUAGCUUUUAAGAAAUAGAGAAUGAAUAAUUAUCAGAUUCUUACCCAAAUUAACUCUCGUAACUUCCUUAAGAAUAAUUAGGAGAUAAUUUACCAUCAGAGCAAUUCGAAGAGGCAAAAAUUUUAGAAGGAGAGCAAGAUAUUAUUUAAACAGUUAGUGAUAAAAGUGAUGACAGUGAUGAAGAAAGUGAUAAAAGUUAUGAAAGCGAUGGAGAAAGUGAUAAAAGUUAUGACAGUGAUGAUGAAAGUGAUAUUAAAUCAGAUGCCACAUUACAAAAUAACAAUUAAGUGCAGAAUGACUCAGAUAAUAUUUAUACAGCUUUAAAAAAACGCUUAAAUUAGUAGUUAAAAAACUUAAAUACGCAAUAAGAAUAAUUAGAUGAAGAAUUAAACAAUUUAGAUUUUAAAAAAAAUUCCAAUAAAUAUGAAGAAGCAAAAUAAUCAAUUUAUGUAACUCUAGAUCAUUACAAGAAAAAAUGUGAAUAAGCUGGAUUUAAUAACCUAAAGUAUGAUUCCCUCUUAGAAUUUUAAUCAUCGAUUGAUAAAUUAAAAUAGGCUAAAAUAACUCCAAUAAUUAAAACUUAUUUGAUCUUUGAAAAAAGAAAAAUAGUUAGAUAAUUAAAUGAAUACUUCGCCAUUUGUGAUAAUGAAAAAAAAUAAAAAGUGUAACUUGAUUAGAAAAUCUAGUAAAAAAUAUAAUAAAAAUCAAAGAUUAUCAAAAAAAUUAAAGAUAUUUAAGACAGAAUAAAGUAAGCUGAAAAGAGUGAAGAAGAGUAAAAAAUUAAAGAUUUAGAGCUAUAAAACCAAGAAAAAAUAGAAGUUGAAGAAGAAAUAUAAAGUGACGAUAAUUAAAUGGAAAUAAUACCUUAAAUUUAAAUUGAGGAUUAAGAAAAAUCAUUUAGUCAAGAUGAGGAUGAGGAUGAGGAUAAUAUUAAUAUAGCUUAAUUAAAAGAAAAAAAAAUCAAUUAACUUUAAAAAUAAAUUAAACAUAAACAAAAAGAAAUUUAAAAAAUUUAAAAAUAAAUUCCAAAUGAAAGUAAAAUUUAAGAACUUAAUUCAAACUUGGAAACAUACUAAAAAUAAUCAGAAAAACUAAAAGAAUAAAUCAAAACUUAAGAAAUCUAGAUUGAUGAUCUCAAAAAAUAAUUAGACGAGCUUAAGUCAGAAAUUUAAAAAAUAAAUUAAAAUAUAGAAGACGAGCAAAAAAAUUUCUAAUAAUAACUUAAAAAAGAUAUUCAGGAAAAUUACAAAUAUUUUGAUAUAACACCUGAAUCUGAAAAAUAUUUAUCCCUAACUAGUCCUAUAAGAAAGUUUAAUGAUAUUUAAGCUUAGUAAUUCAUAGAGAAUUAUUUGAAUACAAAAUUUUCUAAAGAAUUUGAUUAAGAAUACAGAGAAAUAAUUAAAUCAAAGCAAACUAAUAAUAAGAUAAAAAAUCAAGUGGCUUAAUUCUUAGAAAAAGCCUAAAAAAUAAAAAAUUGCAGAAAAAUGAUUCUUCAAGCUCAAUUUGAUGAAUCAGAAAUUCUUCAAAUUAAUUCAAAAAUUAUUUAUAAAUUCAUUAUCUAUGAUUUCUUUUUGCCUAAAUAAAGGCAAAUUGUCUAGCUGAGAAAUGAUAAAGAUAGACCCUAGUUAUAAUAAAUUUUUUCAAUAUGGAAUGGUUAAAUUUAAACUAGAUAAUCUCUUCCUUAUAAUUACACUGUUGCAAUUGCUACUAAAAAUAAUAUCAGGCUAAUAAAUUUAGAUUUUUGA